Symbiodinium pilosum is the source of this 151-nucleotide messenger RNA. The record is from the annotation of a GenBank genome assembly. NCBI's taxonomy places the organism in Eukaryota, Dinophyceae, Suessiales, Symbiodiniaceae.
GUUGGGACGGCCGCAUGCUCCCAGUAGCAGCCCUUCCGCUGAUUGGUGAGCCAGGAGAGCCCGGGGAGCCCUGGGACAGAAGUGUGCAGCCAGGCUUGGACGCUCCUCUGCAGGACCCUUCCAAGGCCGUGGUGGCCCUGCACGUGGAGCC